Ostreobium quekettii is the source of this 1359-nucleotide messenger RNA. The record is from the annotation of a GenBank genome assembly. NCBI's taxonomy places the organism in Eukaryota, Viridiplantae, Chlorophyta, Ulvophyceae, Bryopsidales, Ostreobiaceae.
AUGGAUGGCCAGACGGGGCCUCCCGGGGGCGACCUGCUCAGGAGCGCGCAGCAGGAGCUGGCGAGCCUGCGAGGGGACCUGUAUGCCGCGCAGCGGGCGUGCAGGGACAAGGACAUGGCGCUGAAUCAGCUGGGUGCCGAGAGGGAGGCGCUGCUGGCCCGACUGCGGGACCUGGAUGACGCGCUGUCCGCGACGGACGCGCGGGCUCGGCUUGUGCCCGGCCUGGAGUCUCGCUGCGCGGAGAUGAAGGACCUGGUGGUCAGGCUAGGAAAGGAGAACCAGACGGCCAAAGAUGCCCUGCAGGCCGCCGAGAGCGACUUGCGCGAGGAACGGAGGUGCCGUGAGCUGGCAGACACAGCCGCUGCAAGGGCAGAGGCAGAGCAAAAGAGGAUACAGCGCGAGAAGGAAGCCAUCGCAGCCCAGCUGAGGGUGUCCGAGCAGCAAGUGGCCGAAGCUGAGGAGGAACAGUGCAGGGCAGAGGCUGAUGCAGCCGAUGCCAGGCGUGAGCUGAAGGCAUUACAGGCACCCGGUGCAACAGCCACAGAAACUGGGGUUGAGGGAGGACCGGCCAUGGAUGAGCUACAGCGGGAGCUUGAGGCGGAGCGAAGCCGCACAGACGAUCUAUCGGCAGCCCUUGGGGCCUCAAGGGCAGCCACCAGCUCCACUCGGGUGGAGUUGCAAAAGGCAAAUGACCGCAUCACUGAGCUCCAGAAAGAUCUUGCUUCGACACAAGAGGCUCUGGAGGCAAAAACAGAAAAUGACUCGCAAGCCCCCACCUCAGCAGGCCAGUCGCUAGAGAGCACCGAGUUCUCUGAGUCUGUUGAAGAACCAGGACUGGGGGAGCAGCACAAAGAGCAGAUAGCUGCCCUGCGUAAGAAGGUCAACACCCUGAAGCUCAGCCGGGACAAACUGCUGUUCGAGGUUGACCGCCAGUCUGUGGGCAUCGAGACGCUGCAGGCUGAGAAGCAGGCGCUCCAAGGGGAGCUGGAGGACUGCCGGAGCGCCUCCAAGCUGUGGGAGGCGAGUGCGCAGCAGGCGCUGGCCCAGGUGGAGAAAGUCAAAGACAUGCUGGAGGAGAGUGCCAAGUGGAAGAAAGACGAUCAGGGAUUCCAGGAUGGUGAACAGGCACAGGCCACAGAAGGCGUUCCCACACCGGACGCAAACACUGUCGAGGAGCAACUGCUUGAGGAGCGUGCCCGUGCUGUCGCCCUGGACUGCAAACUCAGGCAGGUGGGAGCAACCCUGGUGCAGGCCAUGCAGGGCAACAUGCAGAUGCGGCGCUCCUGGCUGCCUGUGCUGCAUGGCAUCGAGUCCAGGCUGAUGCAAUUGGCCAGCUCAGGGGUGGAGUUUGCUGACUAG